This is a messenger RNA of Coccidioides immitis RS, 1509 nucleotides long. Its product is annotated as NADH-ubiquinone oxidoreductase 20.8 kDa subunit. Bases 53 to 535 code for a protein of 160 amino acids. The transcript has 4 exons. The record is from RefSeq and is a predicted model, not a curated record. NCBI's taxonomy places the organism in Eukaryota, Fungi, Ascomycota, Eurotiomycetes, Onygenales, Onygenaceae. Gene Ontology annotation, biological process: mitochondrial electron transport, NADH to ubiquinone.
CGGAUCGAUCUUAUCUCCCAAUUGCAAAGAGAGUGACUGUCUAACCGCCAAAAUGUCCGGCAACCGGCAGGCUAGAUUCAAUCAACAUGUCCUCAUCGACACCACGCCCAUGCCCGAUGAGGUUCCGAAGGUGGAAGAAAUUGGAGCGAGCUCCGCGCCUUUGAUGAGUGCCUCGUAUUUUAUUGGCGAUCGAUGCAAAGCAUUCAAUGACGACUACAUGAAAUGCAAGGAGGAGGCAAAUGGGAAAGGAGAAUUGGAAUGUUUGAAAGAAGGCCGCAAGGUCACUCGCUGUGCCGCGAGCGUGCUAAAAGAUAUCAACACACACUGUCUUAAGGAAUUCCGGGGCCAUUGGGAGUGUCUUGAAAACAACAACCAGCAGCUCUGGCACUGCCGGGGCCCCGAACAGAAGCUCAACGCUUGCGUCUUUGACAAGCUCGGACUAAAAAAGGUCAUCCCUGAUACUCCAGAAGGUCAAACUCCAGUGCACCUCAGGAGAAAGCAGAUAUUCGCCAAUUCCCAAGCCCCGCAAUGGUAGAUUUCAUUUACAAUUGAUUCCGUGAUGUAUAUAUCGAAAUGAUCGCGUCGUUAUCCUUUUCUUUUUUUUUCCCGUCUGUUCCUAUAGAAUCUUAUCCCCGCUUUUCUCGGGCCCGUCUUGCACUUGACCAGGCAUCGCGAUGCCUUCCUCUCCGUGUGGAUUCGCAGCAUUAUGCUGUUCCCACGCGCGUUGUGUCGCGAAAUCUAUUCCUGUCGUUUGAAAUCAUCAAGUUCUAUUUUUCCGGCCCACGGGGUUCCAGUCAUAAACCUCCAUCUCCAAAAUCUGACGUUCAUGAAAUGGAGAAACGGUUCGUGCGGAUAAUUUCCAAUUAUAGUGACCAAAAGGUACAAGUCUUUUCUCUAAGGUCACAGCUCAUGCCGUGGGUAUGUGUCUAUAUAUAUGUUCUUGAAGAGCACUGAUCGCAAUCAUAACUUCCCACUCGGCUCGUUCUGCAUUUGUGCUCGGUAAUUCCUUAACCGGUUUGCGUGCUGAGGUUUUGCGUCUACUGCGACUUUAUGAUGCUCUGCUGUGGCAUAAAUUGUCUUGCCAUCAACAGAUUCCAUGACACCUCGAAGCAGCGUCAUUGUUUUUCCAUGUUGAAGCACAUUUGCACGAAUUCGUACCGUUGUCCCUGCAAUAAUCAUUAGGUUGUGUAUUCGAGGCGCUGUGCUUCUGCAUUUCUUGAAGCCAAUACGCGAACAUACCGAUAGGUAUAGCUCUGAGAUAAGAAAUGUUCAGGGAACGGGUGACGCCAGCGAGAAACCUAGAAGACUCUAAUGAGCCACCACGGUCUUCAACAUUCGCACACUACAAUGCGAAAGGGGAUAGAUUACUCCCAAUACCCAUCUCUCGCUAUUGGAUUCAUGGCUAUCGCUGUGCACAUAUCUUUUCAACUCUAUUAGUAUCGGUCCGAGCAAGGGUCACCCAUUUUUGCCCUCACACUCACCAAAUAUCACCGCAUAUGCUCCUCCAUG